Gymnodraco acuticeps is the source of this 2200-nucleotide messenger RNA. It is a transcript of the gene arpc1a, whose product is annotated as actin related protein 2/3 complex, subunit 1A. The coding region runs from base 333 to 1445 and encodes 370 amino acids. Gene Ontology annotation, molecular function: actin filament binding. The record is from RefSeq and is a predicted model, not a curated record. NCBI's taxonomy places the organism in Eukaryota, Metazoa, Chordata, Actinopteri, Perciformes, Bathydraconidae. Gene Ontology annotation, cellular component: actin cytoskeleton; Arp2/3 protein complex. The transcript is spliced from 11 exons. Gene Ontology annotation, biological process: Arp2/3 complex-mediated actin nucleation.
GCGUUCGUCAGAGAUUGUGUGGGGACAUCGAUGUGAACGAGCCGAGGUUUUUCCACUUGAAUGUAACAGCUAGCGUGAUGAGGCUAAGCUAGCUGUCAGCCAGGCAUCCACGGGUUUUGCUGCCGAGUUAGCUUCCGGAUGCUCCCGGUCGUAUCCUACUGGCCGUCUUGACAUUCCCUCAACAUUGCUGGACGAAUUCGUGUCGACUGACCAGAGUCCGCGAAUUCAGGUCCAUCCCCGAUCUAACCUUUCCCCGCUUGCGUCACUUAGCUUGCCGGCUAACCGAGAACCGAACUGACGAGAGCUCCACUUAAGGACCACACCCAGACAAGAUGUCCCUUCAUCAGUUUCUGUUGGAACCCAUCACCUGCCACGCGUGGAACAGCGACAGGACACAAAUUGCCAUCAGUCCAAACAACCAUGAAGUCCAUAUCUACAAGAAGAGCGGUAACCAGUGGGUUAAGACCCAUGAACUGAAGGAGCAUAAUGGACACAUAACAGGAAUUGACUGGGCUCCCAAAAGUGACCGUAUAGUGACAUGUGGAGCAGACCGUAAUGCCUAUGUGUGGUCGCAGAAGGAGGGCGUAUGGAAGCCCACCCUGGUCAUCCUCAGGAUCAACCGAGCUGCCACCUUCGUCAAGUGGUCUCCACUGGAGAACAAGUUUGCCGUUGGAAGUGGUGCUCGACUCAUCUCUGUCUGCUACUUCGAGUCUGAGAACGACUGGUGGGUGAGCAAGCACAUCAAGAAGCCAGUCCGCUCCACCAUCCUCAGCCUGGACUGGCAUCCCAACAACAUCCUGCUGGCGGCUGGAUCCUGUGACUUUAAAUGCAGGGUGUUCUCAGCCUACAUUAAGGAGGUUGAGGAGAAACCAGGCCCCACACCCUGGGGCAGCAAGAUGCCAUUUGGGGCUGUGCUAGCAGAGUUCGGAGGAGCAGGUGGAGGGGGUUGGGUCCACUCAGUCUCUUUCUCAGCCUCUGGUAACCGACUGGCCUGGGUCAGCCAUGACAGCACCGUCACUGUGGUGGACAGCUCUAAGACUGCCAGUCCUUCACAGCUGAAGACGGAGUUGCUUCCUCUCCUCAGUGUCAUGUUUGUUUCAGAGAACAGUCUAGUAGCUGCGGGCCACGACUGUUGCCCCAUGCUGUUCCGUUGCGACGAUGGUGGAGUGCUGACAUUUGUGUCAAAGCUCGACCUCCCGAAGCAGAGCAUCCAGAGGAACAUCUCCGCCAUGGAGCGCUUCAGGAACAUGGACAAGAGAGCCACCACCGAGGACCGCAACACUGCGCUGGACACACUGCACCAGAACAGCAUCACCCAAGUGUCUAUCUAUGAAGGAGACAAAAAGGAUUGUCGCAAGUUCUGCACCACAGGUAUCGAUGGGGCAAUGACCAUUUGGGACUUCAAGAGUCUAGAAGCAUCUAUCCAGGGUCUCCGCAUCAUGUGAAGAAGCCUUGUAAAUGAAUGAAGAAAAUGCAGCAGGCCUCACCCCCCCCCCCCGCGCCGCUCCUGCGACACAGCCAGUAACACAAAUAACUGACCCCCUAAUCGAGUGUCUGCUAAAGCACUGAUCAGAACACAACACACUUUUUUGGGUGUGCCAACACUCUCACGCACACACACUUAAGUACACACACACAUACACUACACACACACUGAGCUGACGUGUGACAUCACUGUUGAUUUUUUUGUUUGUUUGUUUUUAAAUGAAGGUUAACCAAGUGUCAAAGUGGGAAGGUCCCCUGACACGUAUUCAAACGUGAAGUGAAAUGUGUGUUUUUAUGUUCUCUAACCUCCUGUACCAAAAGUUGACACUAAAAGGUGCGUUUUAUCCAAAAGUCAGACUGCAUUUAACCUCAGAUCAACCUCAACGUGAUCUCUGAACAUCAAUGUUUAGUAGAACGGAGGACGUGAUGAUUUGCUUCCUGGAGGAGAGUAAAUAUUCUCCAGCAGGUGAAGUCAUUGUUUAGAUUAGGACCCGGGUUAUUGAUGUUCUGAGGUCACGUUGCAGGUUGGCUGUAGAGAUGUGCAGCGUCUGACGGUGGAGAGAGAAAGCAGCUGUCUAAACUCUGUGCGGAGUCACGGCCGAACAGCACUUUGCUCUGUGGCUACUUCACUAAAACCACACAAGAUGGAGGAUUUCUAUGUAACUGAUCAUGAGGUAGACAUGAAAUAAAGAUGAAGUCAAUUUACAGAACUCAA